Molecule: messenger RNA, 639 nt
Organism: Drosophila mauritiana
Lineage: Eukaryota; Metazoa; Arthropoda; Insecta; Diptera; Drosophilidae
Exons: 5
Coding region: 1-639 (212 amino acids)
Source: RefSeq, a predicted model, not a curated record
AUGACAGUCGAUUCCCUAAUGGAAUUUACAAACAUACAGUGCGAAACUCUGAAUAAGGACUUCGCCUUUUUUGAAUAUUGUUUGCUGAAAUCUGUAAACCGAACAUACAAAUAUGUAUCCGUUAAAGUUAAACUCCUAAAAACGCCCAUAACCAGAAUUAAGAUACGUUUUGGUCUCUAUAAACGUUUGAAUGGCUAUAAACCUUUUCUCAACAAUAUGACAUUUGACGCAUGCAGAUUCCUAAUUUCGCCUAAUCCCAAUCCGGUUACCCUUUACUUUUACAAUUUUUUCAAUGAGUAUUCCAAUAUAAACCACCCUUGUCCCUAUGACCAUGAUAUUGUGUGGGAUAAGAUGCCAUAUCAUAGUGUAAAUAAUACGCUCACUAAAAUACUUCCCUUUCCGGAGGGAAAGUAUAUGCUUGAAGGUCACUGGAUAGCCUACGACAUUUAUCGAGCUAUAACUAAGCACGAACUGCUGGCCAGGCCAAGUCAGUUGGAGAGCCAGACGGAGAUCAAUCUGAUGGCCAGUCUUCGGAUUCUUCUGUCAUUUGGCGUUUGGCGUCGCGCAGAAGAAUCGUGCGGCACGGAUGAUCAGUCGUCGGUACUGCCAAUUUGGGCCAGUCGCGAUAUAUCUUCAUGA